Gaeumannomyces tritici R3-111a-1 is the source of this 4565-nucleotide messenger RNA. RefSeq names its product spindle pole body component alp6. The transcript has 2 exons. The coding region runs from base 156 to 3044 and encodes 962 amino acids. The record is from RefSeq and is a predicted model, not a curated record. Gene Ontology annotation, cellular component: spindle pole; equatorial microtubule organizing center; gamma-tubulin small complex. Gene Ontology annotation, biological process: meiotic cell cycle; mitotic cell cycle; microtubule nucleation. Gene Ontology annotation, molecular function: gamma-tubulin binding; microtubule minus-end binding. NCBI's taxonomy places the organism in Eukaryota, Fungi, Ascomycota, Sordariomycetes, Magnaporthales, Magnaporthaceae.
GGCCCAAUCGCGGUGUGGCCCACCCCUUGAGCACUCACCUUGACGACGGCGACGACGAGCGUAGCUCAUGCUGGAACAGGCGCCGCUACUUUGGAAUCGAGAACGCCCAUACCCGCAUCCAUACCUGCGACCGCAGCAUCAGCAGACAUGCGACUAUGUCGCAGCACCGCAUCGCCAACGCCGUCGACGGCCUGAUAUCCCACCUCGUCCCCGCAGACCCCAACAACCCCGAGCUCUCGCAGGAGCGCCAUGCAGCCUGCUUCCAGAUAGUCAAGAACAUUCUCAAUACCCACGGAACGACCCCCAUCGCGUCCGAUGCGAACCACGCCUCUGACCUGAUCAAGCGCAAGCUGAUCAGCACAAAUCCCAGCCAGGCCCUGCGCUUUUCCAACCUAUAUACCCGCCUGCUGUCCCUGCCCGUGCUCGACAAGAAGUGGGCCAUCCUCUACCUUCUCUACCAACUCUCAGACUCGCCAGACCCCAGCGAGCCACUACCAGUCAGCCCGCUUGUCAAAAGGCCAGCUCCGCCGAGGGAUAGGGGUGAUGGCGUGCGCCGGCAAGAUGACAGGGAACAGCAGCCACCAUCAAGACCCUCGGCUUCUGGGGACGAAAUCAACGAUGCUUUCCAGCCAGGCGGACUACGCAAAUUCCCGCCCGAAAAGACGAGAAGGGGCCCCGAGGAGGCCAAGGCCGCGGCCGCUGCCGCCGCCGCCGAUGCUGCCGGGGGCGAUGCUAUGGACAUGGACCCGGCGCUCCCACAAAGGGACGUAUCGCUGAAGUCGACGCUUCUGGCAGACAACUCGGUCGAGCUGAACCCGUCCGAGACGGUGCUCCUGCGGGACCUACCCUUCACGUUACAAGGUCUCUCCUCGGCCACGCUCCCCUUCGCGGGUGAGACGACACUAAAGUUGCCAGCAACAUUGCCUGCGCCCAUCGUAUCGCUCCUCCACCUGCUGGCCGAGCCGUCGCUGCUCUACCGCCGUCUAGAUGUUUUCGUCAAGUCGCCCGCGACGGGGCUGCUGGGCCAGAGCCUGCGGGCAGCCAUCACUAGUGAGCUGCGGUCGUACCUGAGCCUAGUGGCGACUCUGGAGGCGCAGGUACGGCGGGCGCUCGCGGCGCUCGACGGAUCGGCGCCGCGGUCUGGGAUCGGGCGGGCGGGCGUAACGCUCAAGCGGCUUGUGGUGUGGACGCGCGAGGCCACCAUGGGGCUGCGGCUACUGUCGCUGAUAGCCGAAGAGUCGGGCAGCCGGCGCGGCGGUGCGCUCAUCUCCUUGGUGCACAGCUUCUCGACGUCGCACGGCGACCCGACGGUGGGCGCGUUCGCGGAGCGACUCCUGGCCCACGUCACGCGGCCCUUCUACAACAUGCUGCGGCACUGGAUCUACGACGGCGAGCUCUCGGAUCCGUACUGCGAGUUCUUUGUGCGCGAACAAGACCCUGGCGCGGCCAAGUCCCACGAGGCCAAAGCGCGCGGGCUCAGCUCGGUAUGGAACGACAAGUUCGAGGUGGACGAGGCCAUGGUGCCCAGCAUCAUGAGCGCCGACUUUGCGCAAAAGGUGUUCCUCAUCGGCAAGUCACUCAACUUCAUCCGCCACAGCUGCGGCGACUCGGAGUGGGUUGAGGCAUACGGCAAGGCUGCUUCCAAGGAGCUGCGCUACGGCGACACGGCCACGCUCGAGGGCUGGAUCGACGAGGCCUACAAGACCACCAUGAAGCGCCUCAUGCACCUCAUGACGUCCAAGUUCCACCUGUUCGAGCACCUGCAGGCUAUGAAGGACUACAUCCUGCUUGGCCAGGGCGACUUCAUCGCCCUGCUGAUGGAGUCGCUGGCACCCAACCUCGACCGCCCCGCCGGCGCCCAGUACCGUCACACCCUGACAGCCAAGCUCGAGGAGGCCAUCCGCGGCUCCAACGCCCAGUACGCCAGCCCCGAGGUCCUACGACGCCUCGACGCGCGCAUGCUGCAGCUGUCUCAGGGCGACAUCGGCUGGGACCUGUUCACGCUUGAGUACAAGAUCGACGCCCCCGUCGACUGCAUCCUGACCGAGUGGCACAGCCGCCAAUACCUCAAGAUGUUCAACUUCCUGUGGCGCGUCAAGCGCGUCGAGUUCGCCGUGCACUCGACGUGGCGCCGCUGCAUGACGGGCUCGCGCGGGGUCCUGCAGUCGGACGACCCGACCGUCACGCAGACGUGGAAGUCCACCCGCGGCGUCCUGGCCGAGAUGAUACACUGGGCCGGCCAACUGCAGUAUUACAUCCUGUUCGAGGUCAUCGAGGCCUCGUGGGGCCAGCUCCAGGCCGCUCUGUCGCGCGAGGACGCCACGCUGGACGACCUCAUCACUGCGCACACGACCUACCUCAACACCAUCACCCAAAAGGGCCUACUCGGCGCGAAGCAGCGCCGCAGCGCCGCCGGGGUUGCCGACACGUCCAUCGCCGACGCCGGCGCCGCCGACGAGGAGCGGUCCGUGCCCAUGAACCAGAUCGCCGACCUGCUGCGCAACAUCCUCUCGUACCGCGACUGCGUCGACGGCCUCUACUCGUGGGCCGUCUCUGACUUUACGGAGCGCCAGAACGACGCCUUCAACCAGACGGCCCGCGGAGGCGGCGGCGGCAACAUCAGGAACCGCCGAAGCGCCGACGACGUCGAGAUGGGCGGCACCCAAACCCACAACCACCCCAACAUCAACCAGCGCCACCACAACAACAACCACCACCACCACCACCAUCAAGCCAACAUCAGCAACCCGCCGCUCUCCUUUGCCUCCUCGGCCGCGUCGGAGCUGCCCGCGCUGCAGGAGCGCCUGCGCACGCUGGGCUCCGACUUCCGCCGGCGCGUGCAGCGCCUGCUGGGCGACCUGGCCUACCAGACGGAGCACGAGACCCGCUUCCUGGGCAUCGCCAUGAACUUCAACGACGUCUACCAGCCCACCCUCCGCAGCGCGCGCCACCACAAGCCCUCGAGCGGCAGGUCCACCGCCCAGGGCGGGUCGUACCCCGGCUCGGUGAGGGGUGGUGGUGGUGGUGGUGGUGCUGGGGAGUGAAGUUGAAACAGGAAUUGACUUUCCUUGCCCGCAAACAAACACAACACACCGGCCUAGAUCGAGGGAGGCAGGUACAGUAGCGUCCAAGGGAACCCGGCCGUUUGCCAAAACAAACCUCUAUUGCCGACGUCGCAAUCAUCCCUGAUGUCAUUCACCCCUCUCCAACUCCCCUCAAUAGACCGAGACGAUGACGAAAUACACCGGCGAGGGUUUUUUUUUUUCCUUGGGAAUCGCGGGGGGAGGGCGGAGGGGCGUCAGUGGGCGUUUGUUUAUUGUUUCAUGUAUAUGAUUUUGUGUUUCUUUGUUUUGAUUCUUGUUUACUCUUACCCUUUUUGGUGUCUUUACUUUCUUUUUCUCUCUCAUCCACAUCCACUUUUAGGUUAUUUUUGGCCCUGACCACCACCAUCAUCGUCGACGUUGUGGGGGUGCCUUUCGACUCACGAUUUUUGAUAUACCUCCUCCCCCACCACCGCAGCAGCUGGCAGGCACAGGGGGGAGGCGGGGGCGCGUGUGCAACGGGACGGACGGAGGGGGCUGACGGGCGUGACGGAUACUGGGGUUGAGCAGUUUCAGGCCGGGAGGGAUGGAGGCGCCUGCAAUACGUCCUACUGGAUGCUACACAGUAUAAGAAGCAGAACGCGCUUGCGGUCAUGCCCGUGUCAUGCAUAGCCUUGUACAGAUAUACCGGCAGCAGCUCGGGAGAAGGGGGAGGGAGGGGGCGUUGGUCUACGGCGCAGCAUGCCGUGUCAUGUCAGCACAUCCCGCCGCCCUACCAGUCCUGCCGCCAUCCAUGCCUCGAGUCCGCAGUGUGCGCGUGCGCAGCAGUAGGCAGGCAGGCAGGCAGGCGGGGCAGGCAGGCGUCUCUCUAGCUCCAUGGCAGUCUGGAUACCUACCGACCUGGUGCCUGGCCUAGCCUUGGGAUCGCGGGUCACACAGCCAUCCAGACCUGUCUUUUAACCUCUCUCUCUCUCACCCUCCCCUCACUGCAUCGACGCCCUCCCUGAUCCUCCGUCAUCCACGCCCCGCGCCGGCCGCUGCUCUUGGCCGCAGUCGGGGACUCCCCCGAGACAUGGUCUCCACGAGCAAGAAUGGCGCUCCUUGCCAGCCAUCAUCCACUCAUCCCACCCUCCCUCGCCCGCCAUGACAUCGACUUGACCAAGUCGCCCAUCUAUCUGCCAAUGAACGCGUCAAUCAUGCAUUUGUUUACUUCGUCUUCGUUUCCCCCGCUUGCCUGCAUGCGGCCAGAAUAGCCAGCCCAGAUGCAAUGCACAUCAUAUUUGCUCCCGCUAUCCUGACCUGACCCCGCCUCCCCCUGCCUUCUUGGUCAACAGGCAGCAUCGAUGACGGCACAUCCAGCAGUUAGCCUUGCGUCCGUAAUCCGUCGUCGUUAGAUACCUAGAAACAUGGAACUAGAGUCAUGUGCAAAAAUGCGAGCCAUCAUCACAUGCAAAGGGAAACAAGGCGUUUCAGAAAGCAGAUUCUGCUAUUGUCCUAAAUGGUAGAUGCAGAAUAACUAACUCA